This is a messenger RNA of Argiope bruennichi, 3607 nucleotides long. RefSeq names its product peroxidase-like. The transcript has 25 exons. Bases 152 to 3184 code for a protein of 1010 amino acids. Gene Ontology annotation, molecular function: peroxidase activity; heme binding. Lineage: Eukaryota; Metazoa; Arthropoda; Arachnida; Araneae; Araneidae. Gene Ontology annotation, biological process: response to oxidative stress. The record is from RefSeq and is a predicted model, not a curated record.
AAUAAUCCCCAUAUUGCCUCUUGAAUUGGUUUCAAGUGUUGUGAUAGAGCAUUCGAAACCAUAUUGCUUGUCAGCGGUUUCCGAUUUCAUUCAGUGUAGAGGAGAUUUAGAUUUAGUCCACUGCUGAGAUAAGGAUAAAAUUCGGAGUACGAUGGAAACUGAAGCCAGUCCCCUCCUUCCCAGUAUUUCGGAGCGAAAACAUUUCUGUCGAAGGAUACCAAGAGAAAUAGUAGUUACUGCUACUGUUCUAGGGUUGUUCCUCGUAGGUGUCACUUUACUUAUAGUGCUCGAAAAUGUUAAAUCUACUCCAAAAGAAGAAAUAACACUUGAUAGCAACUUGCUUGGAUCCUCAAUGAAAUAUAAGAAAAAAUUGCCAGAAUCUUGGAAAGAUAACGAUACAGAUAGUGCAGAUAAAAAUGGAAAGAAGGAAAAAUAUACAAAGAAGCAAUUAGACAAAGUAAAAGAUUGGUUACAAGAAUGGAACGAAACUUCUGAUAAUGACACUAAAGCGAAGGACGAAAAAUUUAUACAUAGGAAGCUAGACAAAGUGAAAAAUUGGUUAGAAGACUGGAAAAAAGCGUAUAAUGUAGAUAAUUAUCAAGACGCCCUAGGAAAUCUCAUAGACGCCGAAAAGGAUUUACUAGACCUUUUAAAACGUUUUCAAGAUGCUACUGAUAAACCACUGGCAGAAAAUGAUUUGAUAGAAAUCUUGCAAGACACAUACAUGAGUACUCCAACAGAUGAAAUCAAUCUGUUAGGUUCUCCAUUUAAAUACAACAAAAAAUCUUUCGACAAAACUUGGCAAGACAAAAAGGCAAAAUAUGGAAAGCUCAAUGAAGAAUAUAAAAAAGAAAAUCAAAUAAAAAAUGACCCUAUGAAGCCUAAAGUCCUUCCUUCAGAAAAUUUUCUGAAAUCGUCAGAUAAAUCGGCAGAUGCAUCAGUUAAUUUAUUGGGAUCGCCAUUCAAAUACAAUAAAAAAGCUGCAGACAAGGAGUGGCAAAACAAAAAAAAUUUUAAUAAUAAGAAAUGGGACAAUGUCUCGAAAGGCUGGAAGAUAAUAUCACCCUUAGGUUCUUCAGCAUCUCACACAAAUGCGCUUGAUUCAGAUGCAAUUGAUGUAGUACAGUACAGCAACAUGAAGUAUGACAGUGUUAACAAGGGUUUUAAGAAAAUUUCAAAAUCAGGUAAUGAAUUUUCGAAGGAAGCGCAAGAAUUUAAUGAAGCAUGGAAAACUGCAGAAAGACGACUCAAAUCUGAGAAGAAUCGUGAUUAUGAACUACAGAAGGAAAUUGGUAGAAACUGUAGCCAGAGAAGUGUGGUUGCUCCAUCAGGAUGUCCGUUUGCGAAUAUUUUACAAUCUUCAGCUGUUCCUCAGUCUCAAGUAAACUGUGCAAUUAUGGCUGAACAAGUACGGCGAGAAUUAGGACGAUGUGUUGAUAUGUCAUUUUUACCAAAAGAAUGCAAACCAUCUUGGAGGACCAAAUGCUUUUCGGCAUACAAAUACAGAAAAAUCGAUGGUACCUGUAACAAUCAGAUUCAUCCUACAUGGGGAAAAAGUGGAACUCCUUUCAUAAGGAUGAUCGCUCCUGACUAUAGCGAUGGAGUUUCCAGUAUUCGAACUUCGAAGGACGGCAACCCACUGCCAAAUUCUCGAUUUUUAAGCCAGAAAUUAUACUCCGAAAAGAUUAAGCCAGACUCUGAUGUAACUUUGUUAUUCACAAGUUUUGGAUUAAUAGUAGAUCAUGAUAUGGUUGAAACAGCAGUGAAUACAGAUGGUAUUCCAUGUUGCAACGAAAAGUUUGAUAAAUAUCCAGAAACUCGUCCAAGAGAAUGUCUGCAAAUCGAUGUGCCCGAUGGGGAUCCUUUUUAUGGUCCAAGAAAUGUUAAAUGCCUCAGUUUCGUGAGAUCUGUACCUGUUCAUGGAGAAUGUGGAGGUAGACGUGAACAGUUGAAUAAAGCCACAUCAUUCCUGGAUGCUUCAGCUGUUUAUGGCUCAACAAUUGACAGAACCAAAACCUUGCGAUCUUUCAACAAAGGACAGUUGCGUACUCAAUAUAUCAAUAAUACUCCUUAUAUGACUAGUUCUAGUGAUUCAAGCUGUGGAACACCAUCUGAACCAUUCAAAUGCUUUGAAGCAGGUGACUCUCGAGUCAAUAUGCUCGUUGAAUUGACUGCAAUGCACACCUUAUGGUAUCGAGAGCACAACAGGAUUGCUGAAGAAUUACAUACAAUGAACCCUCAAUGGUCGGAUGAAACAUUGUUCCAAGAAGCAAGGAGAAUAUUAAUCGGGGAGCUGCAGCACAUUACAUACAACGAAUAUUUACCUCUUUUAUUAGGAAAAGAAGCGAUGGAUUAUUUUCAGUUGAAUAUAGAAAAGAAUGGAUUCUACGACGGAUAUGAUGAAACCAUUGAUCCCAGUGUUUACAACGUGUUUGGAGCUGCAGCUUUUAGAUUUGGCCACAGUUUAAUUAAGGAUGUGAUAGACCUUGUUGGACCAGACAACAAAAGUGAAGCAAGUAUUGCUUUGCAUCAGACUUACUUUAACCCUCAAAUUCUAUAUCAAAAAGGUCUUGAUUCCCUUCUAAGAGGAGCGACAAAGCAAAAACUCAACUCUGUUGAUAGCUUCAUAACACCAGAAGUACGAGAGCAUUUGUUUCAACCAGCUGAUAAGGAUUAUGGUCAUGAUUUAGCAGCAGUUGGCAUACAGAGAGGACGAGAUCAUGGCUUACCUUCGUACAACAAGUGGAGAUCAGUUUGCGGAUUAUCCCAAAUGAAAUCUUGGGAUGAUUUGAAAUCCGUUAUGAAUGUGAAAAGAGCAGAAAAACUGAAAGAAGUUUAUAAAUUUGUGGAUGACAUCGAUUUGAUUCCUGGAGCAUUAGCAGAAGACCAUGUUGAAGGAUCUCUUCUAGGACCAACUUAUCUCUGCAUAAUUGGAAGACAGUUUAAAAAGACUCGUAAAGGCGAUAGAUUUUGGUUUGAAAUGGAAGACAGUGUCGGAGCGUUCACGAAAGAUCAAUUAUCUGAGCUGUACAAAUCGAACAUGGCUCGAAUAGUUUGUGAUAACUCUGAUAGAAUUACAAAAAUUCAAAAGAAUGUGUUUAAACCACCAUCAACAACAAACCCUGUUGUCAAUUGUGAAGAUAUACCUCAAGUCGAUUUAUCCAAAUGGAAAGCAUAUUAUUGAACAUAUCAAGGCUCUAAAAAAGACUUAAGAUGUUUCCUGGAUUUUUUGAGGCGAAAUAGCUUGAUUUGUUUUUGUGUGUCCAAGGGUGACGAAUUGUUCAGAUUUUCUUCAGAAAAAGUUUUAUUGCAUUAUUUUCCCUUUUAAAAAUCAGUUGAAUAUAUAUUUUUACAAUUUUAGCACUUUUACGAAACAAAAAACUGAUAUAAAGCGUUCUAAGAGAAAAUAUGCUUUUUAAACGAUUUGGUUUUCUGGAAAUCUAUGGGGGUUCCAUAAUCAGUGUCGUGUUUAUCUUGCGUUUUAUCGUUGUGAAUGUCAUAUCUUUAUUCAGUGAUUGCAUACAACUGUCAUUUCAUAAGUAGACGUUUCAUUCUAUUUUGUAAGCAAUUUUAUUACUGAAAAUAAAUUUUUAUUCUUUGUUUGAAA